AUGACUCCUCCUACCAUGCUCCAAAGUGCCCCAGUGGCUGAAUUUCAGGUCCGCAAGCCCGACACCACCAUCAAGAUGUCCUCGGAAGCCGACAACGCCUCCAUCCAGUUCGCUGACUGGGACAACUUCCAGUUCGCACCCAUUCGCGAGAGCACAGUCUCUCGUGCCAUGACAAGACGCUAUUUCGCCGACUUAGACAAGUACACCGAGUCUGACGUGGUCAUAGUGGGUGCUGGCUCUGCAGGGUUGUCUGCAGCGUACGUGUUGGCCAAGAACCGUCCCGAGUUGAAGAUCGCUAUCAUCGAGGCCCUGGUGUCGCCUGGCGGAGGUUGUUGGUUGGGAGGCCAGCUCUUCUCAGCCAUGGUGUUGAGAAAGCCAGCCCACUUGUUCUUGGACGAGUUGGAAAUCGCCUACGAUGACGAGGGUGACUACGUGGUGGUCAAGCAUGCAGCCCUCUUUAUGUCCACCUUGUUGUCGCGGGUGUUGCAGUUCCCCAAUGUCAAGUUGUUCAACGCUACAGCCGUCGAGGACUUAAUCACUCGUCGAGACGAGGUUUCAGGCCAGUUGAGAAUCGCAGGUGUGGUCACUAACUGGACGUUAGUGGCUUUGAACCACGAUACCCAGUCAUGUAUGGACCCCAACACCAUCAACUGUAAUGUGGUUUUGUCCACCACUGGGCACGACGGACCUUUUGGGGCGUUUUCUGCCAAAAGACUCGAGGAGUUAGGUAAGGCCCCCAAGGACGUCACAAGAGGCUUCAGAAACGACCCUUCGCCUGCCCAGCCCACUGCUGACGGCUUCCAGUUGGGAGGAAUGAGAGGACUCGACAUGAAUAAGGCCGAGGACGCCAUUGUCAAGGGCACCAGAGAAGUUGUUCCUGGAUUGGUGAUUGCUGGAAUGGAGUUGGCCGAAGUCGACGGUUCCAACAGAAUGGGACCCACUUUUGGUGCCAUGGCCCUUUCGGGAGUCAAGGCUGCCGAAGCUGUAUUGAAUGCUUUCGACGCCAGAAAGAAGCAGAACGAGACUGGAGGCAUUCCUGAGGCCCCAUUCAUAGAUAAGGUGGAAAAUGUGGUGAAAAAUCCCGAACAGGACUUCGAUAACACCAUCAAGGCGUUCCAGGACCGUUUACAGCAGUACAAGUACAUGGAAGCCUCCAAGAGACAGCAGUUAAACGACUUGAACACCAAAAUCCCGGACAUCGAAAAGAACCUCGACAUCAUCAACUACAUGAAGGAGAAGAAGAACGAUCUUGAAGAGGACGACGACGAGGAAGACAAGACCAUCAUCACCAACUACGAGUUAAACGACACCCUCUACACCAAGGCCACCAUUGAUGUGGAGAACUUGAAUUCGGUAUACUUGUGGUUGGGGGCAGACGUGAUGUUGGAAUAUCCUUUGGAUGAGGCAGUGGAGUUGUUGAACGAGAGAUUGAGAAAGAACACCGAGCAGUUGAAGUUGGUUAAGGAGGACUUGGAGUUCUUGAAGGAGAACAUCACCACCAUGGAGGUCAACACUGCCAGACUCUACAAUUGGGACGUGGAAAGAAGAAAGAAGGCCAACGCCACCCAGAAUUAG
This is a messenger RNA of Suhomyces tanzawaensis NRRL Y-17324, 1575 nucleotides long. RefSeq names its product Thi4-domain-containing protein. The transcript is spliced from 2 exons. Gene Ontology annotation, biological process: thiamine biosynthetic process. The coding region runs from base 1 to 1575 and encodes 524 amino acids. The record is from RefSeq and is a predicted model, not a curated record. Lineage: Eukaryota; Fungi; Ascomycota; Pichiomycetes; Serinales; Debaryomycetaceae.